Messenger RNA from Podarcis lilfordi (Lilford's wall lizard), 27911 nucleotides. The record is from the annotation of a GenBank genome assembly. NCBI's taxonomy places the organism in Eukaryota, Metazoa, Chordata, Lepidosauria, Squamata, Lacertidae.
AUGGGAGACCAAAGGGCUAUUUUAGCUGCCAAGGAAGGAGACUUGCCUAUGCUGGAGCAGCUGCACAUUGAUGGUACUCUGGACCAGAACAUCACUGACUGCUCGGGAGCAGGCCUGGUGCAUCAUGCGUCACGAGCAGGCAGGCUGGAGUGCCUCAAGUUCCUGGUACUGCAAGCAAAGCUUCCCGGGAAUCAGAGAGCAAACAAUGGUGCGACCCCAGCACAUGAUGCAGCAGCCAUGGGCAACUUGGCUGAGCUGAAGUGGCUGAUCAAAGAUGGAGGCUACAGCAUGCAGGUAAGGGGUCUGACAAACAGGGAUCUUGCGGGAGCAAGGUAGAACACUGGUUGCAGCUAGACAUAUUUGCCGUGGGUGGUAUUCAAUAAGUUUUCCUAUCGGGCUCAUUUAAUUAAGGUAAGUUAGUGAUGUCCAUUAACGACAAUAGGUCUAUCUUGAGGAGGAGGAGCAUUGAAUACCACCCAGUGUUUUUACACAGGUUGCUGCUCUUAGAUUAGACUUGGGUGGCAGAGAGUGCCGGCACCCCUUGUCUACAAACAACCCUUGCUGGACUUAACUCUUCUUGUCCAAGGGAGACUGCUGUGUUUAGCAAGUCCUUCUUUGUGGUGGGUGUUGUGUUUAAAGUGGGCUUGUUCAUUGCCAAAAAUCUGAAGUGAGUUCAGUGUAUGCUCUUCAUGGAGACACACAUUUAUUAUUAUUAUUAUUAUUAUUAUUAUUACUACUACUAAAACUACUACUACUAUUAUUAUUAUUAUUACAGUAGUACCUCGGGUUGCAUAUGCUUCAGGUUACAUACGCUUCAGGUUACAGACUCCGCUAACCCAGAAAUAGUACCUCGGGUUAACUUUACUUCAGGAUGAGAACAGAAAUCGCGCAGUGGCGGCGCGGCAGCAGCGGGAGGCCCCAUUAGCUAAAGUGGUAAUUCAGGUUAAGAACCGUUUCAGGUUAAGAAUGGACCUCCAGAACGAAUUAAGUACUUAACCCGAGGUACCACUGUAUUAGGCUUACAGCAUAUGAUACAUAAUAAAACAUCAAAAAUUAAAAACUUCCCAAUACAGGGCUGCCAUUGUAUCUCCCGCAGGAUAUUUGUCACUGAGUGCUGGAUCACAAAGUGUUAAUGGGAAAGGGCAAAUUUUGACCCCAUGGCAAUGUCCCCCAAGUGCAGCUCUUUCCCUACUCCCACAAGGAGAAAGCAAACAAGUGUGCUUGGGACAUCAUUGGGGUGGAGCAUUAACUUGCUCCCUGCCCCUCUUGCCCCAACUAUUUAAAAUCAAGCUCCUUGUCUGUGACUCUGAGUUUUGUUUCUCUGUAACAAUGGAUUUUGGGGAAUUGGCUUUUUGAUUGACAUGGUGUCAUGGGCUUCCACUGCAAGCUGCAGCAUAUGCUAGCAAAGGAUGCAAAUGAAAGUAUAACACUGCAAUAAUGGUCAGAAAAGCUGGUGCUUGUCUUUCUAAUAAUAAUUACUGCUUCCAGAUGUUACCACAUAGGAACACUGUAUUAAAAUCCCAUUCACUCAUCCAAGGAAUGCAUGGAGGGGGGCAGCAGGGCUGUGCCUGAGGGCUGCCUACACUCAUUCAGGUGAAGGCAUGCCAUCAGUGCCAUAUCCUGUGGACAUGGCCCCUCUCCCUCCUCCACUUGUUUAAUGAACAUGUGGACAUAAAUGAGUGAAAAUAGAGGCAACGGCCAAUUCAUGUGCAUCCGAUUGCACAUGCAUGCAUGGUGCCUAACCCGGAAGUGACCCAAAAACAUACCUGGAAGGGGUGGAACGCUUUAUGCAGGCCAUGCCAAUGCGCACGAGGUCCAGAACGUAACCUCUGCACAAAGUGAGCAUUGCCUAUAGCUUAAAAUCAUUCUGGGUUCCUGGAUCUUUUGAUAGGCCAGCUGAGGCAGUUUUUGUUGGGAUAUCCUGAUCACCUUCAGGAUGAGGACAUACAACACAAGUACGAACGUAUAAAGACAUAGCCUGAUUUAGCUGCUUUACUUAUUUAUCAAGAUUUCUAUCCCACUUUUCCUCCCAGGGGCUCAAAGUGGCAGCAUACAUGGUUUCCCCUAUUUUAUCCUCACAACAACCCUGCGAUGUAAUUUAGGUCUAAAGUCACCCAGUGAGUUUCUUGACUAAGUGGGGUUUUGAAUCCUGGUCUCCCAGAUCAUAGACCAACACUCUAACCACGAUGCUACAUUGGCUCUUUAAUGGUUCUGGCUAGAGGCAGGCUCACAAAAAGGCAACACACUGAAACAAUCACCUCAUUACUUGCUCUCUAGGAAGACACUGGAUUGAGAAUACAUGACUGAAGUCAUGUUUCCUUUUCCCCACCUAUACCCCUCUGGUUUUUUAAAAAACGAAAGACAUGCAUUUGUACAGUACUACAGUUGCCUUCUUUCAUACAAACUAUUUAUAUCGUUUCCAGGCCAUAUUCACACUAACACUUCCAUUUUCCAAAUCCGCAGUAUACUUUAACUUCUGUUGUAUUCUAACGAAUGGCUGAUCACGAGUGCAGCAGCUUGCUAAUGGAGGAACAUAAGAAGCUGCCCAAACUGAAACAGAUCAGUACUGUCCACGCAGACUGGGAGUGAUUCUUUCAGGCCAGAGGUCUUUCUCUUCCCAGAGAUGACAGGGAUUGAACCUGGGACCUUUUGCAUGUAAACCCUAGAAAGAUGCAGGAUCUCAUCAUCCUCCAAGUCCAACACACAGUGCAUGGUCUCUGGGUCAUGACGCACUAUUGUUACCUUUUACAUUUAUAUAGUCCAUCAGUAAAUAUUCCACCUCAUUAAGUUUGGUAAAUGGGUAUGUGGGCCUGUUUCAACAUCCCCCAGAAGAGGCUGUUUCAAGUGGUCUCUGGGUCACAAUUACAACUUACAAAGUGGUCGUGACAUUGAUGUUAAGGAGUGAGAGUGGGUGGGGAAGAGUUAACCACUACUCCUGAACUGUUUCUUCUGCCCUCCAUAGGAGCAGGAUGCUUCAGGGGCUUCUCCCCUCCACUUAGCUGCUCGCUUUGGACACCCAGAGGCCAUUGAGUGGCUGGUCCAGGCAGGCUUUGACACUGCGAUGAAGACAAAGGAAGGUGCUGUGCCAGCUCAUUAUGCAGCAGCUAAGGGCGAUCUCACUUGCCUCAAGCUGCUGGUUGCUGCAGACCACAGGUAGGUAAAAGCACAGCAUAUUGAUAUUCAGAGGGCAGCCCAUUUGCAGCAUUGCAAGGCACUGUUUCCUCACUUGGAGCUGUCACUCAGGCCUGCACUAUGCACAUGCAAUGCAUGGGGACAUUAUUUUCUGUGUAUGCCCCAGUGCAGUUCUACAUUUACCACCUCUUUCUGCCGCAUGCAGUGAUGUUCUCAAGUCAGGACUUGGGGGCAGAAGCCCAGGGUCCCACUCAGAGGAGGGCUCCCAAGCACAGCAGGGCUGGAUAGCCACAUUUUGAAGUAAUACUACACAUAGUCAUCUAAGGAACAAAUGCACGCCAGUACAAUCAUUGACCAGAGUUGCUGUGCUACUGCCUGCCUGUGUGGUCUAGAGAACACACACUGUUGAUAUAAAAAUUAUUCAGUAAAAUGAAAUCAGUGUAGCUGCCCAUGAUGGCAGCACACCCCUCCUGGGCCAUUCAUGUGGUCAGGGCUGAUGGGAGGUGUAGUCCAACAACCUCUGGGAAGGGCACAAACUGAUGGAUUGCACGAAGAAAGUGCUCUGGGAGCAGGGUAUAAUUUUGCACAACUUCUACAAUUGCAACUGUGCUUUCUGGUGUUGUUACUGUGCUGUGAUCAUGGAAGAUGCUGCGAUCAGAGGAAAUGCUAUCCAGGGCAGAGCAUACAUACUUGCUCUUUGUGCUAGACUUUCUUCCUGCAACAGUACACUGGGACAGCUUGUAUGGAGGAAAAGGCAGCUCACAGCGACCAUUUUCAGAGUUCUGAGAGUACAUGGCUAGGUUAGCCUAGCAGCGUAGAGUUUUCCUUAGUGUUUUGUUUCCAUGCCACAGCAUUUCCCAGAUGCUCUGUGUGUGUUUGUUGACAGGACAGAAGGCAGGCGCUUAAGAUCUUUGCUGAAGCGGAUUGUGUUUCCAAAGGCAGACGCCUCAUAACCAUCUGCCUGAGUGCUUUUAAUCUCUUCCCUCAUCUACUACAGCCCAGCAUCUUUUCCUCCCUCUCUCCCUCCAUAUAUAUAUAUUUUCUCAUUCAUUCUGCAAAGCCAUGCAGAAGCUGUACAGUGCAAGAAUGACAGAUGUGAAAGAUUAGCAAUGCAAGUUGUGGAAACAUGGGGAGCUGUUAUAAGGUGGUCCUUGUGACAGAUUUUUACAUGGCAUCUGUGUGUGCAAAUUUAAUAUACUUAGAUACAAAUCUAGACAUAAUUACUACAACGUACAUAGAAACACAAUGCAUCUCACUGUAGUGGGGAAGACCAUUCUCUCUAUGGAGACAUGUCCCUGUGAGUCUGCUGUCCAGGCGCUAGCAGCUGAUGGGAAGCAUCAAGUCCCCUCCUCCUACUCUCUUCUUAUGGUUCUUUAUCUUGGACUAAAUUCAAAGAAGAGAAAGAUCAACAAUUCAGCAAACAUAGAAUAAAUUCAGUAUUACAAAAGAAACAAUCUAGACUUAAAUGCGUAAGUACAAAGCAAUGUGUUCUUGUUCUGCUUGAGGCUGUUGGUGCCCAGUCAAUGUCUUUCUGAUGUGCUUAUCGUUUGGGUGGAUUUUCCAAUAUAUCUCUGAUAGAUAUUCCCAAAGGGUCAGAUUCCUAAUUUCCAGAAGGCUGUUGCCCCCCUACAGCCCUCGUGUGUUGUUACAAUUCCCUCAAGCUCAUCUUUCACACAGAGCCCCCAAAGGCUUGUUAUCUGUUAGCAUCACUAGACUCCCUCAGCUGUUUACUCUGCUUCCUCUUGGGGAAACAUGAGGAGCAAAAAUGCCAGGAAAGGCAGAGCUAAGGGAGAGGAAAAUGUAGAACAACCCAUCAAAGCACAGUUGAGGCAGGCUGUGGAGUGCACUAAAGCUAUUGGGGUCAAUGUUUAAGAUUGGGUUGUUUGCCCCAAAGGCUGAAUACAUUGUGAGAAACCUUUUUAUACUCACUGUUAGGGAUGGAGGAGAAAUUAGAUAGGCUAGUGUGUGUAAAAAUACAUGUGUUAGUAAACAUGACAUACAUAAAUGCAUGCUAUUGGAGGAAAUUGCUUUGCAAAAAUGUGUAGAUAGGCAAAAUAGCAUAUAAAGAUGUGUAGAAAAGGACAAAUGUGCCCUUGAAUGAUGAUGAAUUUCCACAAUGACUUUAAACAAAAAGAAAUUCGCAAACUAGUGUGAAAUCUUUCAAGAAAUGAAUUUAAAAUUAAGUGGUGGGGUAGGGGGAUAAACUAAGAGAAACUGAAAGUGACAGAUUCACCUAUCUCUACUCUCUCUGUGUGUCUUUUCCCUUUUACAGUAACAAUAUAUAAGGCCAGUCCCUUAAUUAGGCAGAGUGAGGCAACUGCCUUAGGCAGUUUAUUAUAGGUAUCAUGAAAGAGCAAUCGUUUUGUCAGGGAACUGCCAUCGGACGGAAGGGAGGUGAAAGGGCUCACACAGGUUGGGAGAGACGCAGCAGCUGAAGAGGAAACCAACAGGGAGGUGAAAGGGCUCACACAGGUUGGGAGAGACGCAGCAGCUGAUGAGGGAACCAGCAGGGGGAGAGGAGCUGAGCUGGAGGGAUGGCUCAGAGACACUUCCAGCGAAAACAGUGGAGAGGUUUCAGGACCUCCUGUAAGAACACCCACUCCUCGCCGGAAACUGUCACGCAGAGAUUCCAGAAGACGUGUUUCCGUUAAGGAGCUUUUAUGUUGGAAGCGAUUACGAAAGCAACCACUGUCGGAAUCUGCUAGUGACUAGAGUAGCCAUGUCUGAGGGGCUCUGUCACAGACAGAGGUUUGUGGACUUGAACAAACUCUGAGGGGAUACGAUUUUACGCACAAGCAGCUCAUCAUCCCAUCACAGCAUUCCGACAGUCUUUGAAAGCAGCUUGUGCAGGAGAAGGUAUCAUGAGCAACCCAGCCGGAACCGGAGAAGCAGGAGCUGGAGCGGGUCCAAGCCUGGAAGAAAGGUACCAGAUGUUGGAGGUCCAGCUAGCGAUGCAGACGGCGAGGCUUGAGGAGAGGAGGGCUCAGGAUGCAGACAAAAGGGGGAAGCCACCCAGUUCGCCAGAAAGGUACCAGGAUUGGUGCAGAAGUUUGGGGGGGAGCCCAAAACUAUCAUGGUUUUCGGACAGAAAUGCAAUAUGCCCUCAAUCUGCAGUUUGAUGAAUUCCCUGACGAGGAAUCACGAGUGGCUUUCGUGAUUGAGCAUCUUGAAAAGGGGGCGAGAGACUGGGUUAGACCCCUGAUGGCAGCGAAUAGUGACGUCUUAAAGACACGAUGAAGUUCUUUCGCGCCAUGGAUCUGAUGUUUUCCAGCGAUAUUGAAAAGGGAGUGGUGCGCAGACAGUUAAUGGGUUGCAAACAGGGGAGCCGAUCUGUCCGUGAGUACUGGACUGAGUUCACCAUGCUUGUUCACAGAUUGGGGUGGGACUUAUCGGCGGAACCCAUUCAAAUGCUCUUUGAAGAAGGGCUUUCUUCGGCUGUGAAAGACGAACUUUCCCGGGCGCCCAGGGCGGAGUCUAUGGACCAGCUGACCAAAUCAGCGCUGGCCAUAGGAGCGCGCCAGGAGGCGAGAGCAUUGGAGAGGCGGGAAGGGAAAGGGGAACGUUGGAAGGAGUUCCGCAUUCCAGACAUUCCAGAGCCAACUUUCCCACCGGCAGAGCCGAUGGAAAUCGGAACAGCGCGCGCGCGCAGUUUCAAAGCCCAGUGAGGGGGCAAAGAAGGAGGGAAAAGGCGCCCGGAAAUGCUAUCUCUGCCAACAGCCAGGUCACUUUGCCAGAGUCUGCCCCCAGAGGAAAGAAUGGCAAGGGAUGGUAGGGGCUGUGGAUGGAAGAGAGGAAAAUAUACCGGAGCAAGUAAAAGCCAACGCCUGGCUGCCACUGUCAGGGCACAGCAGCCAGGCCAAAGAGCAGUGAGAGUGCCCACGCCAGAACCUCCUAAACCCGCCCUAGUGAUAGAAGUGACGCUAGAGCUGCCAAACGGACACCCUCUAAAGAUAAAGGCGCUGUUGGACUCAGGCAGCUCCUGCAAUUUCAUGAGCAAAGAGUUUGCAGCUGAACACCAGAUACAGACAAUCCCUUUAAGCAGCCCCCUGCAGGUGACCACGAUCGAUGGCAGGGAGCUGUUGGGUGGAGAAGUCAGCUUGCAGACCGUCCCAAUGAUAAUGAAGGUAGCAAGGCACACCGAACUGAUAGCUUUUAAUGUGGCCACCUUGGGAGGAGCUCCCAUUAUAUUGGGGAUGAGCUGGCUAGCGUUACAUGAUCCGCUGGUGGGCUGGCAUCAGAGAGUGGUUUCUUUUGGUUCAGCACAUUGCUUAGAACACUGCAAAGAGGGAAAGGGUUUGGCAGGGGUCCAAGCCACCCUAGCAGGGACUGAAGUAACAGAGAACGUGAAGGUACCACGACAAUAUGCAGAUCUCCGUGACGUCUUCAGCGAAAGGGAAGCUGACCAACUACCCCGCAUAGACCCUUUGACUGUCAAAUCAACUUACUCCCUGGAGCACAGCUCCCUGUAGGCAAGCUGUACGCCAUGUCAGACAGAGAGAUGCAGGAGUUAAGAGAGUUCAUUGACAAGAACCUGAAGAGAGGGUUCAUCAGAGAGUCCAGGGCGGUGGGGGCAGCCCAGUGUUUUUGUGGAUAAGAAAAACACGAACAAGCCGAGGCUGGUGUGUGACUUCAGGGCCUUAAAUGCAGUGUCAGAACCAGUAGCCUUCCCUAUGCCCAGGAUUGACGACAUUUUGACAAGGGUGCGGAAGGGAAAGAUUUUUACAAAGCUGGACCUAAGGGGGGCGUACAACCUGGUACGAAUAAGGAAGGGGGAUGAAUGGAAAACCACUAUGUUCACCCCUUUAGGGGCAUUUGAAUAUUUGGUUAUGCCCUUCGGCCUACAAGGAGGCUCCGCAACAUUUCAAUCGUUUAUGAACCACGUCCUGGGGCCUUUGCUUUACAAGAAUUGUGUGGCCUUUUUAGACGACGUGUUGGUGUAUUCUGAGAAUGAGGAGCAGCAUGUGAGAGACGUCAGAGAAGUGUUGAGCAGGCUGCAAGCCAACCAGCUGUGGGUGAAACUGGAGAAGUGUCAGUUUCAUACCAAGGAGGUGGAAUUCCUGGGGUAUCGCCUGUCAGACAAGGGAUUGGCCAUGGAUCCCGGCAAGGUCCAGGCUGUGCUGGAAUGGAAAGCACCCAAAACAAAGAAGGAUGUGCAGAGGUUCCUAGGAUUUGGGAACUUCUAUCGUAAGUUCAUCCGAAACUUUGCCCACCUGACGGCGCCCAUUACGGACUGUCUCAGCAGUAAGAAGAAGUUCGUGUGGACUGAGGAGGCGGAGCGAGCAUUUGAGGAACUAAAAGGGCCUUCGCCUCGGAACAACAACUCCUGCAUGUGGAUUUACAAAAACCGAUGAGAGUGGAAACUGACGCAUCAGACAGAGCGAUUGGGGCGGUGCUUCUGCAGCCAGGCAAGAAGGGGUCAGAGUGGAGACCGUGUGCCUUUUUUCGCGAAAGCUGAACAAAUCCGAGAGGAACUACACGGUGUAUGACCGAGAACUACUAGCCAUUCAUGAGGCGUUCCGGAGAUGGAGGCACCUGCUAAUUGGCGCACAACAUAAGGUGCAAGUGUGCACUGACCACAAGAACCUAGAGUAUUGGAGGACGGCACGAGUGCUCAACCAACGGCAAGUGAGAUGGGCCCAGGAGUUCUCCAAAUUUAACUUUGAGAUUAGUUACGUGCCAGGCCCAGAGAACAUUAGGGCGGACGCUCUCUCACGCAAACCUGAAUAUUUGGAGGGGAGGGGCACCCGAAGAGAGACAUGUCAUUCCAGAAGACCGCUGGGUGUGUGGGGCGGCAUUGGUGGGACAAAGAGAACUGGUAGAGGAAACAGAGAAUGAUGAAUACGCCCAGAAUAAGCUCAGAGGUCUUAGGGGUGAUGGAGAGGAACCAGGGGUUUCGAGGAAAGAAAUGGAGCUUUGUAUUACAAAGGGGCACUGUAUAUCCCUGAAGGAGAGUUAAGGGGAGGGUACUCAAGCAGUUGCACGACAGCCCUACGGCGGGGCAUUUUGGACAACACAAAACCAUGUGGUUGGUCACCAGGGAAUUUUGGUGGCCUAAGGUGAGGGAAGAUGUACGUGAGUAUGUAAGAGGGUGCGAGCAAUGCCAGCGAGCCAAAGGGGAAAGGCGGGCGCCGGCGGGGCUAUUAGAACCCUUACCAACCCCAGAACGACCUUGGGAGGCAGUGUCGAUAGAUUUUAUGACUGAUCUGCCGAAGUCCAAAGGGAAAACAGCCAUCAUGGUGGUGGUAGACCUACUAACAAAGAUGUGCCACUUUGUAGCUUGCUCGCAUGCAGUCACGGCGGAAGAGACAGCGAAGUUAUUUGUAGAAAACAUUUUUAGGUUGCACGGGGUGCCAUUGAGGGUGGUCUCAGACCGAGGAAAACAAUUUACUUCCAGGUUCUGGAGGAAGCUCAUGAGCUUACUGCAGGUGGAGGUCAAUUUUUCGACUGCCCGGCACCCUGAAACCAACGGGCAGGCGGAAAGAGCAAACGGUGUCCUCCAGCAAUACCUGAGGUGUUAUGUCAAUGACAGAGAGAAUGACUGGGUAGAAAAGUUGGCGCUGGCGGAAUUUGCCUACAACAAUGCCGAGAAUGUGUCCACAGGGAUGAGCCCCUUCUUGGCUAAUUAUGGGUGUCAUCCCAGGGCUUUCCCAGGGGAGAGGGGAGAGAUGGAGCGUCCCGGCAGCCGAGCAUUUUGUGGAAGAAAUGGAAGCAAUCCAUCGUCAGCUCCAACUCAACUUAGAAAGGGCGAAGGAAGAAUACAAGAGGCAGGCAGACAAGAACCGAAGGGAAGGUGAAACCAUAAGGGUGGGAGAUAGGGUGUGGCUGUCAACCCAAGGGUUGCCGUUCAAAGGAGGUUGUAAGAAAUUAAGACCCAGGAGGUUGGGUCCCUUUGAGGUCAUUCAACAGGUCAACCCAGUGGCUUUCAGGCUCCGGUUACCCAACCACAUGAAACUGCACCCAGUAUUUCACAGGUCGUUACUGUCACCGUACGAAGGGGGACGAGAAGGGCUGGCCACUCGGGGACCGGUCGUAGAAGAAAGAGAAUGCAGCAGCCAUGUGGCAGAAAUCCUCGACGCCAGGUGGAAGGGGGAUCAGGUGGAGUAUUUGGUAGCGUGGGAAGGAGAACCGGAGUCAGAAAACACUUGGGUAAUGGCUGAAGAUAUCAAUGACGAGGUAUUGAUAGAAACGUUCCAUCAAAGGUUCCCAAGGAAACCUCAGCCUGUGGAGAGGUUCCGGAGGGAAUACUUUGGGACCACUGAUGAAGGGGAGGAGUUGGAAGGAUUCCCGGACUAGGAAGGGUAAGGGGAUAUGGACUCUGUGGAGGAUGUGUUCUUCGAGACCAGGAACCGCAACAGGUUGAGAGAAUUGUUCGAGACAUCGGAAGAUGAAGGAAGUUCAUUCCGGGGUUUGCCUCCUCACCGCCCGUAGAGGAGGGGGCGAGAGGGGGUGAAGGGGGCCCUGGAGGGGAGGUGGAUGUCAGGGAACUGCCAUCGGACGGAAGGGAGGUGAAAGGGCUCACACAGGUUGGGAGAGACGCAGCAGCUGAAGAGGAAACCAACAGGGAGGUGAAAGGGCUCACACAGGUUGGGAGAGACGCAGCAGCUGAUGAGGGAACCAGCAGGGGGAGAGGAGCUGAGCUGGAGGGAUGGCUCAGAGACACUUCCAGCGAAAACAGUGGAGAGGUUUCAGGACCUCCUGUAAGAACACCCACUCCUCGCCGGAAACUGUCACGCAGAGAUUCCAGAAGACGUGUUUCCGUUAAGGAGCUUUUAUGUUGGAAGCGAUUACGAAAGCAACCACUGUCGGAAUCUGCUAGUGACUAGAGUAGCCAUGUCUGAGGGGCUCUGUCACAGACAGAGGUUUGUGGACUUGAACAAACUCUGAGGGGAUACGAUUUUACGCACAAGCAGCUCAUCAUCCCAUCACACGUUUGUCACUUAUUUAUUAUUCAGGGAGGGGAGAGAGGCUUGUGGGAUUUUCUACCUCAGGUGCAAGAAUAACAUGACAGGCCAUGCACCUUGGUUUGUUGGCGGGGCAUAGUGGAUAUUUGCUGCUGCGCCUCAGGCAGCAAAAUGUCUUGGGCUGGCCCUGGUACUAUGAAAUAUUGGCUACAGAAGACAGGUCAGAGGGAGGGAAGCUCACUGAGAGGUGAUAGGAAGGCUGGCAUAGGCCAUUAUCACAUGGAGGGCAUAGAUCAGUCUAAGCAUUUACCACCUGAUUGUUGUUGCUGUGGUGGAAGAAGUGGUGAGGAAGCAUUUAUAAUGAAGCAUUCUGGCCAAGAGCAAUUGUCCUUUGCAUUAACAGCUAUUGAAGUAAGAGCCACUUUGAAAUCCUGGGUGCAAAAAUGCCUUAAGAGUCAACAGCACACCUCUCGUCCAAAGAAGCUUUUUAAAUAAACGCAUCCAGCAAUCCUAUAUCCCCCAGCCCUUAUCCAGGAGGCAAGAGGAGAGUGAUAUAAAAUAAACAUGGUUGCCCCCUGCUGGUAAUGACAAUGACUGAAGUCCACUAUAAAACACCUAAAGUAAUUAUGUGAAUUGAUUCCAAUCUGUUUCCUUCACUUCUUGCUUUUAAAGGGUUAAAAUGUUUUUAGUAAAAAAAAAAGUUUAUCUACAUGAAUCUGGAAACUGUUAUUUAGUUAUUACAAUUUAUCCCACUCCUUUUUCAAGAAGCACAGGGCAGCAGACGUGGUUCUCUCCUCUCUUCCCCAGACAACCUAAUUUUAUUUUCACAAUAAACUUGUGAGGUAGGUUUGGUUUAGAAGGAAUGACAGGCCCAAAGUCACCUGGUGAGUUUCAUGGUAGAGUGGAGAUACGAACCUGGGUCUCCCUAUUCCAACAUUAGCUGUUGCACUGCUCUAGUUCUUUAUACACACGAGCGCUUUCACAUUUAAUUCAGUAUGCAUUUUUUGUGUGCGCCAUUUCGCCCGAGAUACUAAGUCCUCUUGAUUAAUCACAGGAUUCCAAUUUGACAACAAUGUAUUUUGUUUGCAUUAUACUGCAUUAUACUAAAGUUCCAUUUUUGCAUUAUACUAAAGUUCCAUUUUUGCUGCUACCCCCACCGUGCUGCAGCUCCUUCUGCUGUUAUUUCUGUUAUUGCUGCUGCCUCCACUUCCACUCCUUUAUAAGUUGUGUCAUAUUCCAUAUACUAUACCUGAUGCCAGGUACAUUUCUCAGUGCUUUGGGGCUUUGUUGCAUUUGGGAAGUUCUCUUUUUUAAUAGAGCUUUUCAAUUUUCCAAUCCCCCAUUUCCAUCAGGUGCUCCCCUUUGCUUUCAUGUUAGAGUAUUUUCCCCAGUGUCCUCAACCAGUUAUUUCCCCUGAAAAACGUCAAAAUACAGGGAAAGUUCUGCUAUAAGACAUCUGGCUCCUCCAGCUCUGCCUUUCAAAUACAGUGGUACCUCAGGUUACAUACGCUUCAGGUUACAUGCGCUUCAGGUUACAGACUCUGCUAACCCAGAAAUAGUGCGUCAGGUUAGAACUUUGCUUCAGGAUGAGAACAGAAAUUGUGCUCCGGCAGCGCGGCAGCAGCAGGAGGCCCCAUUAGCUAAAGUGGUGCUUCAGGUUAAGAACAGCUUCAGGUUAAGUACGGACCUCCGGAACGAAUUAAGUACUUAGAAUCAUAGAAUCAUAGAGUUGGAAGAGACCACAAGGGCCAUCGAGUCCAACCCCCUGCCAAGCAGGAAACACCAUCAGAGCACUCCUGACAUAUGGUUGUCAAGCCUCUGCUUAAAGACCUCCAAAGAAGGAGACUCCACCACACUCCUUGGCAGCAAAUUCCACUGUCGAACAGCUCUUACUGUCAGGAAGUUCUUCCUAAUGUUUAGGUGGAAUCUUCUUUCUUGUAGUUUGGAUCCAUUGCUCCGUGUCCGCUUCUCUGGAGCAGCAGAAAACAACCUUUCUCCCUCCUCUAUGUGACAUCCUUUUAUAUAUUUGAACAUGGCUAUCAUAUCACCCCUUAACCUCCUCUUCUCCAGGCUAAACAUGACCAGCUCCCUUAACCUGAGGUACCACUGUACAGCCUUCAGCCUUGCUCUCAGAUGCCCUCAUCACCUGGGCUUUUGGCUUGUCACCUUUGACGUGGCAGAGAAUCUGUGCCUCUGACAGCUUCAUGAUAUAUAUAAAUUCCAUGUGGGAAUGUGCCUGUGUAUAUGCAAAAAUACAUUAAAUAAGGAACUAUGUAAUUGUCACGCAGAGGCAAUGAAUCCCCAACCCCCAUCCCUUCUAAUAUUGGCAUAAUUCCUCUCCUCCAACAGUUGCGUGAACAAGCAAACUCAGAGUGGAGCCACCCCGCUGUAUCUCGCCUGCCAGGAGGGCCACCUGCACAUCGUCCAGUUCCUGGUGAAGGACUGUGAGGCUGAUGUGCACCUGAGAGCACAUGAUGGCAUGACAGUGCUCCACGCAGCUGCCUGUAGUGGUCACUACGCUGUUGUCAUCUGGCUGGUAAACCUGUACUUUUACAUUUUAGGUAGCAAGUGUCGUUUCUUGACAAGAAUAUGAAUAUGCUCCUCUGGAUAACUGUGUCACUGAAGGUCCCUCCAUAAUUUCUUUUUAUUGCACAUUCAUGAUGUUUUCUGUUCAUUAUGUUAUUGGGACAGUCACACACAAUCCCACUUUUUUCCUUUUCUUUAAAAAAAUAUAUUCAUUGAUACUUGUCCAAAGAUAUACAAAAAUUCAUACCCAUUGUGAACUAUCUUUUUAUAAUGAAAUACAUAAUAUAAAAAAGAACAGAGAGAGAAAGAGUAUAAGAAAGAAAGAAAAGGAAGAGAGAGAGAGAGAGAAGAAAGAUAAAAGACUUCUGAUUCUCUGUCCUGCAGCUAAAUAUAGUAUUCACUCAUUAACGUCCAACCAUUCUGUCUUCCAUAAACCAGUAUUUUUUCAAUCUUCAAAUCCAGAUAAGCAAGAAACACUUACAUUUUAGCAAUGGGAAUAUAUUAUUUGAAUCAACCCAUGACAUCAUUUUGUCCACUGUAGAUUGUUCUGCAGUCAUAUGCCAGCCAUGGAGCUCAAUAUUUCUUUUUUAUCAUACAUGUUCUUAAAUGCUGCAUUGUUAACUAAUUUGAUUGCCACUCAUAUCUUUAAUAAUCAGAAACGUCCAGAAUAGAGAGGUCUGCCACCAAAAGGUUUAAUUGCCCUUGUACUUCUUUUUUUAUUUAAUAUAAAAGGUAUGCAGUUUUAGCUUCUAACACCCCCAAUGUCAGGCACAAUUCUGUGGUACGUAUGGCAUGCAGUGUAUAUAGAAAACAAAUUGCAGAAACGGAGGGUGCUUCCAGACUAUUUUUCUGUUUGCAAAUUCCCUCUGCUUUCUGCACUAAAGUACCCCAGGCAGCUGCAGAAAUAGGUGAAUGAAAAAACAACAGCUCAUCUUAAAAAAAAAAAACCAUUUGGCUUUGACUCCUACGUAAUCCUCCUUUCCCCCCCUUCAUGUAGGUUACCUUCACUGAUGUCGGCCUCACAGCACAGGAUGCAGAAGGAGCCACUGCACUCCAUUUUGCUGCCAGAGAGGGACACACUGCAAUUGUUGACAGACUCCUCCUUAUGGGAGCUAACGUGGUGCUGGACCAUUGGGGAGGAACCCCACUCCAUGAUGCAGCUGAGAAUGGGCAUCUCGAGGUAUUUGGUGAUACCAUGUAGCGAGGGAAAUGAGUAUUGGAUCAGAACUCAAUUGAUGGCACAGCUGUACUCAUACAGUGUGUUCAGCCAUGGUUGAUCAUGACGUGUGCAUGCCGUCACUCCCCUCUCCUAUGUGGCUGACAGGAGGAUUUGAAAUAAUAAUAAUAAUAAUAAUAGUAAAAAGACCUGGAACUGGGUUCUGGUGCGUUCCACCAGGAGAAAAAACAUUGGUUUCCCCUAACAUUUACUCUCCCCCCCCCCCACCUGCCUCCCAGGAAACCAUCCGUGUGGUUACUUAACAGAUUCAGAGUAGCCCACACUUGGUUGUUUAAACAAUCAGCUCGUGCAUCUUGUGUUUGUAUCAAUCCAGCAUCCAUAGUGUUUAAACAGCGUAGGGAGGAUUUUUUAAAUGGAAGCCCAAAAUGAACAAAUGAUGGAGUUCAGUGGGAAUGGAUUUCUAAGCAAUGUCAGCCUACCUUCUUCAGUUGAUGCAAAAAGCUUACCUUGAAUAAUUAUUGAUUUAUUUGACUAUUCUUUGACUUACGAACAUUAUUGUCCAGCUGUGACAGUUGCACUGGCAAAAGAAUUGAAGAAAAAGCCCCCGUUGCAUUCAUGAUUCCCUUUCUUGCUCAUAAAUUGGUUGUACUGAUUAGGGUGAUGGUGGUUGUUUGUGCAUUUAUUUGCAGUGCUGUCAAACCCUGAUCUCCCACCAAAUAGAUCCAGGCAUCCAUGACAGGGAUGGUUACACUGCGCGAGACCUGGCAGAAUACAAUGGACACAGGCAGUGUGCAUGUUACCUACAGGAAGCAGAGAAGCUGGUAAUCUAAACAUUAUAUUUUGAUCAUGUACAAGUCUUAGUGUUCAUGUGAGUCACUGGAGACAGAGGCUUCUGUACUGUUUCCUCGGUGAGCUGGAUAUGUCACCACAAGGCAGAAGACUACCACACGAGAAAGGUAAAUUAUCCAGGCUUCCAUAAUAUUAUGUAUCCCUUGUUAAAAAUCAAAGCAGAAACCUUCCCAAAACAUUACUCUAAAAAAAUGAGCAGUGUGAACAUUUUCAGCUCAUGGUCAUUGAAAGCUGACUUCCAUGGUCAUUAACCUGCAGCAGGUCAGUGGACAAGCCAGGGCAGAUGUUCCUGAUGUUCUAGUUUGCAAGGAGCAAGAGGGUUUGUUUCUUUCUUUGUUGCCUGGUGCAGUGUUUCGGUCCACUUGUUGAGUGGUGUUCUGAGCUACAAGCACUCAUUGAAGCAGGCAGGCAGUGGAGGGGUGGGGAAAUGGAGUAUCCUGAACGAAGGUAUGGCUGGUUGGCUGGCUGGAACACUGAGCAGGAGCACAGUACAUUGCAACUUUGCAUAGCAGGCUCUGCUUGUUAGAUAUAUUAGUCACUGGGUGACUAGUUAGUCACUGAGCCUGUCCCAUCUGAAUCCUUAGAUCUGUUUGCCUCAUACCCAUUCAAUCCACAUAAAUUUAUUGCCCUAUCUCACCAAUCGCCAUGUGCCAGACAAAUAUUAGGAAGUUAUGUCACUGGGUUUCCACAAUCUCCGCUCUGAAACAAGUGGUUGGCUCCCUUCUGCAGCCCUGAUGGAAUUCAUUCUGUGCUCCUCUUGCCUUUGCAGCUAUUUUUGGCAUGCUGUUGAGCAGAGUGGAAAAUUUCCACCUAUUUAUGUCCCUAGCACAGGGCAACAAGUGGGCAAGCAUGUUGAAGAGCCUCCUGGAUUCCUCUGCCAGUGUGAGGACAUGGAUACUAGACAGCAAUUAGCCAGCAACUGAUGGUGAGAUAAGAAGGGUCUGAAGGAGGAGUACAGAGGCUGCUGAGUGAGAGCCUUCAGUAAGGCAGCGGCAAGUUUCCACAGCUGAGGCUCUUCAGCAGCAAGAGAAAAGCACCAUGGGGCAUCGGAAUGGCACUGUGGCUAACUUGAGAAGCUGGCUCUGAAAUCCUAAUCAAGCUCUUAGGUUUCACCGAACAAAGCAUAGUAAAUCCUUGCCACAGCCCGAGAUUUGGAAUGGGAACUUUUGAAACCAGAACCUCUUCCCAUCACUCAGUUCCCAUUAAAAUAUUAAUGGGGGGAAAAAUCUCUCCAGAACACUCUUUGGCAAUGACUAAUUAACACAGUGCUGGCGCCCACAUGUGGAUCGGGGUUCUGGAGACACAGGGGUCUGUGGACCUCUCUUGCUCAAGCCUUAUGGACUGAGGGAGGGGUAAAGACUAAAACAACUUCAGUCACGGAUGAGCGCAGCCAGUUCUGUUCAUGCUGUAAUUCAUAGGCGACGACUCUCAGAGGCCUCGGGGGGGCCCAUGUAUUUUUUGAGGAGGCCCGGCUUCUCAUGUUUGGAGGAGCCCCUUUGUUCCUCCUUUUGCACAAGCCAUGACUAAGCCAGGAAGUCCCAAACUAACCAUAGUUUCUUAUUGUCCAGGAAACAAUGUUUAGCAGCUCUGGAACAUAAGAUUCUGCUUUGUUCCAAAGCAGGUAAACCAUAGUUUGUAUAAAAUGGAAAUAUAUGGUUCAUUACACAUUUCCUCAUUUAAUUGCAAGCAGAGACUGAAGGCUCAGGCAAGAGACUUGUGCAUCUCUUGGGUUAAUAAACUAAGAUAUGAUCAUUGAAAUACUGUUGCUAAAUGUAAAUAUAGGUAUGGAAGUACUUUCCAAUUUCAAUCUUCUCCAUUUCUAGAUUUUCCAAUCUUAGUUCAAUUCUCCACACUUCUGGAUUUUUCUAUGUUAUUUCCACUACAGUGGUACCUCGGUUUAAGAACAGUCCUGUUUACAAACAAUUCAGUUUACGAACUCCGCAAAACUGGAAGUAGUGUCCUAGUUUGCGAACUUUACCUUGGUCUAAGAACCAAAGAGUGCCUGGCGUGCUCUGGUUCAUGGAGUCAUGAAGAGUCGGACAUGAAUAAACGACUAAACAAUCUGAACAGUGGAAGGGCACUGGCAGCAGAAGGCCUCGUUAGGGAAAAUGUGCCUUGUUUUAAGACCGUUUCGGUUUAAGAACGGACUUCUGGAACAGUUUAAGUUCGUAAACCGAGGUACCACUGUAAUAUAUUCAUUUUCAAUGCACCUGUUUUCUGAAUAUAUGCAUUUUUCUAAACAUUGGUUGGAGGACUAUAUCACAAAAUUUGGAUAACUGUGAAUUUUGAAGGAUGGCUGUGUUUCUGUUCUCGUAUUGUUUCAGAAAGUAAGAAUCUGAUAAAUUUGAUUUCAAAUAUGAACUGAACCAUAUUUCUCCUCCAUCCCUUAUGUGCACAUAGCCAAAGUCGCAUAAUGUAUAGAGUGUGUUAGGAUGAAAUUAACUAUAUUUACCAACCAGCUGUGAGCAUAAGAUGGUGCCUGGCUAAGAGGCCGUUGGCUUUUUAUGUGGUAGACAUUUGCUGGUGUUCUGUUCUCUGCCUGUAAUUAGCACCACUGUACAUAGUUGCCUAUGUUGAGAGAGGCUUUGUUCACUAACAUCCUUGGUUAGAAUUACAUGUCCUUCUCAGCACCUUUGACACACAUACUUUGAUCCAAUUUCCUCCUUGCAAGCACAACCUUUGUUCCUUCAUGGGCCCGUUACUUCUUGCAUUUGUGCAAUGUCUUACAGUAAAUGUUAGGGGAAACCUUUUGGGAGGAAGCUGCAAGAGGAGCAAAGUGUGCCAGCUCCUCUGUAACAUUCUUAAGAACGCCUCCUUCUGGGGAAGCCAUCUUUCUCAGCCAUGCUCAGAGCUGGAAGGUUAACCCAAAGCACGCUCUUUAUCAAAUGGCCGUCAAAUUGUUACUGUUUUAAUUUAGUGUUAAUGUGACAUUUUGCACUUUUACAUUCCCCAAGCGUUUGAGAUGGGCUUAAUGCUAGCAGUAAAAUCGGAUUAAUAGAUCAAAUGUUUAGGAAACGGAGAGAAGCAUUAUUUUGGAAUAACACUUGAAAACUUCAUCCGCUUGAAAACUGCUAGCUGGUUGGGGGCAGUAAUUAUCUCCCUGAACUCUGUGAAUAGCUCUGAGUUCAUUAGUCUCAUAGUUCAUUAUUUUAUUCUAGCCCCGUACUUAAAUUACACUUUUGUAAUCUAUCACUGCCAAUCCAUUAUAUCCAUAUAUAAUGUAUGGAGGCUGAUCUGAUGAGAGAAGUUAUUCAUGUAAAGACCAUACCACACAGGACAUGGGCAUUCCAUGGUCAGAUCUCUCAACUUUAAAAAAAUAAUAAUUAAAGUCACUGAGAGGGCUCCUAUUUUGAACCAAGCGAUGAUGAUGAUGAUGAAGGGAUGUUUAGCUCUUUCCUCUCUCUGCUGUUCUUCUGAAAUAACUACUCUGAACCUGCCAUUAGCUCUGCAGUUUUGAAAAAAACAGGCAUGAUAUAAGUGCUCCUCUCACCCAACUGCACAGUUUAUAGCAGCUUCGGGCUGGGGGGUAGCAACGUAAAUGUACAAAAUAGCAUGAGGGGAAAGAAAAAUCAAAUACUCUCUCCACAGUGCUGCUGCUGUGACCAAAACUGCAGUGCUGUGUGACUCCUUUAAAGUUUAUUUGCCUUUUUAACAAAAGUCAUCACAUGAUUGAUCUUAAGGCUUUGCAGAGGAAUAUGGGAGAAUUCAGCAACUCAUUUUCCUCAGGGUGCCUGCGGAGACUGGAACAAUUCAGGCAGCCUCUGGGCCUAAAUAUUUUCUUGACCCUGCUGACCUCUAGGACUGGCUACCAACAGACAGUCGGGUCCAGUGUGUGUGUGUGUGUGUGUGUGUGUGUGUGUGUGUGUUGGCUCUACUAAACCCAGCCGAGCACUCUCUUUCCACACAAAACUUAUUCAUUUUAGAAAAUGAAUGGAAAAGGAAGAAGGGCGCAGGCAGUUCAGUUUCCUGGUUACAGCUAAAGGUUCUAGACCCCUUGGGCUGCUUUGUCAGUUGCCACCUGAUGCCCAGCCUUCAAAUAUUAAUGCAAUGCUAAUUGUGACUCCCUGACCUCCACCCUUUCUCCUUCUGGCAUUUGCCACACAAUGCAGUUUCUGGCUGCCUCUAGACCGAGUGGGUUCUCCAGUUUCUCCUCCUUUUAAGAGUAGUUAUUAAUAUUCCCUGGUUUGUUAUGAAAAUCUAAUCUCCCUAAGGGCUGGAUCUAAUCUGAGCAGCGUUUGUUCAUCUUUUCCCUUCCGUUCCAAAUGGACCCCACCAAGGACAGGAGGUGAAUAACUGGUAUGUACAUCUUUGGAGCAGUUCCAUAAAUUUCUGCCUGUCAUUUCUGCCUGGUGGAUAAUAUGGGGGCCCCCUGGUGGCAGAGAAGAAUUCAGGGCAGUGCGACCGGUUAUGCCACACGGGGCUGCAGGGCACCACAACUAUGACUUAGAGAAUUCAGAAGAACGGAAGCGGGGCAUGCCAGAUUUUGGGCUCACACAGGGCACAGGAAAUUUGAAAGACCAAAGUUGACCCCUGCUGGUUGUGGUAGAGUUGGGGGUUAGCACUUUGGGUGGUGGUGUAACAAUCUAAAAUCUAGCCUUCCGGUGUCAAUUCAAGAAAUACAGAACAAACCUACAGCAUGUUAAUGUCUUCAACUCCAGCUGUGCUGUGCAAUGUUUGUUUUCGAUUGAUUUUCUGAAAUGCAGUGUCACUGAUGGAAUGUUUCCAUAUCGGAACACAUGUUUCUGUUGAUUUAGCUGAACGUAUCACUAAUUUAAUUCUAAUGCCUUUAAAUUCUUUUUAUUCUAAUGCCUUUAGAAUUAAAGGCACACUUGUUUAUAUUUUGAAGAAUUAAAAGUACUAGUGUUUUAUUGUAACAAGUAGAAAUAGCAUAUUAUCUCUCACCUCUUUUAGUGCCUUUAUAUUGAGGUCCUGGUGAUAUGCAAAUAUAUGCCAGUCAAAUGAAUCAAUUGGUUGUUAAAAGGCAGAAUAUUAUUCACUAAGCACCUUUGCUGGCGUGGUGUAGUGGUUAGAGUGCUGCAUUAGGACCUGGGAGAUUAGGGUUCAAAUCCUCACUCAGCCAUGAAGCUCACUGGGUGACCUUGGGCCCAUCACUCUCUCUUGGCCUAAUCUACCUCACAGGGUUGUUGUGAGAAUAAAGAUGGAGGGGGAAAUAACUGUGUAUGCCAUCUUGAGCUCUUUGGAGAAAAGGUGGAAUAUAAAUGUAAUAAUAAUAAUAAUGUAAUAUUUUUUAAUUGGAUGACAGCCCUUAUGUUAACUAAAUGCAUAAGACUAAUGCUAAUACCAAGCUGUAAAGGGCAAAUAGCACAACCAUUCAACGGACACGGAUACAAUGGCAAACUUAUACCGACACAGGUCACCCCUGAUGACUGUACACAGUCCUCUAAAACAGAUCCCCAUACAUACUCUCUCUGUGCCUAGUCACAAACCAGAGAGUGGACUGCAAACAGCAGAAAGUACAAUUAAGCACAAAUUUAGUGAAUGACAGUAUGGUAGAUUGAAUGAUAGGAUGCCAGCUAGCUUGUAGGCAGGAGCGCAUCUUAGAUGCAGUAUGGGAUCAGGUUGUAAAGCCAAUAUAUAACUUUCUAUCUUAGUUUCUUUAACUGUAACGUUAUUGCUUUGCAUUUUUCUAUCACGCCAUGUAACUGAGUCCUUCAGCCCUAUGCUUUGCAAUUCCUUUCAAUGUUUAUUCUUUUUCUUCUCGUGACUUGUGCUGUUGUGCUCUUAUUCAGAAAGCUGUGCAUCCCAUAUUGUUCACUACCAUCCCCGCCGUACACCAAUGUUUUCCCUCAGGAUCAUACAGGGCUACAAGGGAGUACUAUGUGAUGAUUUGUUCUGCUGUCUUCUACAAUUCUUGAUGCUCUGAUUGACUAGAAGGCAAUGCAAAUGUGCAAGAAGCUUUUGUAUUUAGAACCUCCAGGAUGGUUUCCAUGGGGCUGAUGUACUGAUUCCUCUCUUAUUAUCUAUAGCCCACAAAGGAUAACCAAACAAACCUCACUGUACACAGACAUGCACUUAGAAGCUUGUGCGUGAACUAGUGAUCUAGGCCUAGACAUAAACCUGCUCAUACACAGUGUUCAACAUUUUGAGGCCCUGCUCCAUGUUCUGCCAACUUUGGAGGGGUGCUUGGUGGGGGCACAGGAACAGGCUUCUUGGUACUGGCACCCAAAUUGUGGGACUCCCUCCCGAAAAGGGGUUUGGUUGCCUCCUCUUUUGAGCCUUGCAAGGGUGGCAAAGACUCUUUGAUUCUACCAUGCCUUUAAGCUGCUUGAACUUCCAAACAUAUUGCUCUGCUUUCCUUUGAUCCACAUCAGUGAGGCCAAGGGGUGGGCUUGCAUCCUGGAGGGGUCACUUUGGUACUGCUAACACAGCAAAAUCAAUAUGGGAGGCAGAGUUACCAGUCUCUCCCCCCUGGGGGCACACUCCAUUGUCUCUCGAGACAGAUGGAUGCCAACAACAGAACAAACCAGGCCAGAGACAGAAAAAACGCUUUUAGUUUUCAAAGAUUACAUUUCUAAUCUUCCCUUGUGUAUUUUUAGAUCCAGCAACCAAUGAGACCUCUUCAAUCAGAUGUAAGUGCUGCAUCAAAUAUGCAGAAAAAAGAUAUUAAUAGCGCUCUUCAUAGAGCACCUGGUGAGUAAUGCCACCCAAUUAACUUUCCUGUGACAAAUAUAAAUGCUGAGCAUCCCUGAAAUUCAGUAGAGUAGACUCUUUCACAUGUUAAGUGACCUCAAAGCAUUCAUCUAAAGCUUGAAACUUGACCUUCAUAAUAGGAGAACCUGCCUUUUACAGGGUUCCCAGUUGUGCAGAAAGAGCCUAUGUGUAUGCAGGAACCUCAUUAGACCUUUUAAAGAAACAUGGGGGUUGGUUGUGGAGACAGAGUUGGUUGUGGAGACAGAUAUUACGUAGUGUUAGAUAUGUUCUCUGAACACCUGCAAAAGGCUAAUGCGGAGGGGAUGUUGUGGGAAGGCCAAUCAGUUUAUGCCACAAAGCAGACUGUUUCUUCUCACAAUCCAGGAUAGGAGUGACUGUGUAUCAUCUAGACCUACAUCAGUAUCCCAUUUGCCACAGAGAUGUUAGAGGAGGGGUUAUUUAUUUAUAAGAUUUCUUACCCACCCUCCACCAUAGGUUCCCAGGGCAGGUUACAACAAUAGAAUAUGCAAUUAUAAAAUCAAUGAUAAAACACAUAAAAAUGGAGCAGAACAGUAGAAAUUCAACAAGAGGUGGGUCUCACACAAAAAAGGUGAGACCUUAACUGUCAGAGGCCAGGGUAAAGAUGUGUAUAUGAGUAACCACUUCGAGUACACAUGUAUAUAUGAAUAAACUCAUGAUCCUCAUCAUCUCCAGCAUAUGGCAAAAGCUGUACAAUGAAGUGGCCAAAAUGCUCUCCUCUGGAUCUUGCUGAACUACAUCUCUCAUCAUCCCUGACCAUGCUAGGUGGCUCUGAUGGGAGGUGGAGUCCAUUCCAGAGAUAAAAAAAACUUUGUUUGCUUGUGAUUGAGAGUGUCCUUGAGAAAGAUUAGUUUAAAACACAUUGGAUGAGAUCUAAUAAGAUAUACUGGAUAUCUCAAAUAGCAACUUUCCGUGGAAGGUGAUUUCAAUCAUGUCAAGGGAUGGACAAUCCCCUGCAGUAACUCCUUUGCUCUUUAAAACAACAGCGUGGGAGAUCUUGUUAACAGAUCUCCCACAUCAUGUCUAGUUUGCCCUUCAUAUUAUGGGGGUAGGUAGGCGUAACUGUGCAAUGUUCCUUUGUUUACGUCCUUUGCUGGCAUGACAAAUACUGUGGUGUGGAUGUCUACAUAACUUGGAAGGAAAUUAACCUGUUCUCAAUGGUGCAGAACAGAAAUGUCUUAAGCUUAUCAGUGGUCAAUUCAAUCUUCUAGCUCUCAGUGUGGAUUUUGGUGCAUCACUGUAGGAUUCCAGUAUGUUUGUCUUUCUUCCAGCUUCAAAGUCGUUCGACAUGGUGAAACCCACUGAAUCAAACAAAUCACUGAUUCCCGAGCUGAAGAUCAAUAAAUCUCUGCAGAAGGCGAGAAUCACCACAUUGUUCUCAAGCUCUGUAUGUUGUAUGAUAAUCUACACCUCUUUGUCUCUCAUCUGUUUUGUAUUCGUAAUCCCGAUGAUCUCUCCUGCAGUUCUCUUCCAUCUAAUUCUUUUGUUUUAUUUUUCUUUCUCUUUUCCUGCCAGGUUUAGCUAUUAGGCUGACCUGCCUCUAAACACAUCCUUUCAGAAGUGUUAAAAAUAACCCACAGAUGGAGAUAUAUAGCUUUAUGUUCCACAACAGGGACAGGGAACCUGUUGACCCUCUGGAUUUAGGUGGACUACAACUCCCAUCAUACAUGGCCAGGCUGACUGGGGCUGAUGGGAAUUGGAGCCCAGCAACAUCUGGAGGGCCACAGGUUCUCCAGCUUUGCUGUAGGUAGCCCUUCUAAUAACUUUGGGCUUCCUGAGAAGAUACGUGCCAUAAUGUUUUGAGGAUCAAUUGUGGUAGAUUCAUGAGCAUCUGUUCUUCUUUAAACUCCUUAAAAGUUGCUAACAAGUUAGGUGUCCUCCAUGCAGGGUGAGAAGAGAGAGACACCAGAUGCUGCAGUACCAGGCAACCUGCUCUCAAUGCUGGAUGAGCUAGGAACAUCGGACAUUGAUGCCUUGGUGCCUACUCAUGAUGAGCAAGGUUGUUCAAUUCCAGAGUGGAAGCGGCAGGUGAUGGUGAGGAAAUUACAGGCGCAGCUGGCAUCCGAAGAAGGGAUGGGCAGGAAGGUACUGUAUUGAGCCAAUAGAAGGAAACUGUGUCACUGUACUGUCUUACCUGAUUCACACGCUGGCCUCCGUUUUUAUUGCAGUUAGGUUGCCCUAAGAGCAGACGGGCAAAUAAUAUACACAUUGUCUAUGUUUUGUAAAUGUGCUUUGCUAAGAUCUAGGAAAUUUGGAUUUCAGAGUAAUUCCCAGCACUUCCUUUUGCAUGACUCUGUUGCUCCCGGAUCAAUAAAUAACCAGACAAGACAGUGAAUGUAAAUUUGGGAUCAAAUAGGCCACAACUUUAUAGAUUACAGAUGUGAAUGGUUUGGUCUGACGGCACAUAAGGCCACCACCAUGCUUAGCAGGGUUGGGCCUGGUCAGUUCCUAGAUGGGGGAUUGUCCAGGAACAACAUGUAGUAUUGACAUCAGGUAUACACCUUCACUGUACUCUUUUUGGUGCCUGCUGUUUAGACAAGCCUACACAGAUAUGUAGAAUGCUGAUAUGUAUUUGAAUCUGCUUUUAAUCACUGAAUUUAUUUAUUUAUUUGAAUAUUUUAAAUAGCUGUUUUUAACUGCUUUUACACAUAUUUUUAUUCUUUAUUUCUUUUUUUAAUAAUAAUAAUAAUAAUAGUAGUAGUAGUAGUAGUUUUUGUAAACCACUCUGAGGUGGGGUUUUUUUGAAUAGUCAAGCAGUAUAUAAAUGUUAUGGAAUGAAUAACUAAAAUAAAUAAAUAUGUUGCCUUGGAUUCCAUGAUAGACAAAAGGCAGGUCACAUUAGUAAGUAAGUAAGUAAGUAAUAAGUAAGUAAGUAAGUAAGUAAGUAAGUAAGUAGUAAGUACAUCCCUAUUCAAUCACUCAGGCAGGUGGCUCACUUUACAGUUGUAUAUCCAAGGUAUAAGUGUAGCUGAUGGUAAAUAGUUCUGUGACAAGAUGAAAUUCUUUGUUCUGACUGAGGCCAGGACUUGAUGAUCUGUUCCAGCCCUAUAUUUCUAUGAAUCUGUGAUGUGCUGAGUCACUUCUCUGACUCUUCAUUUUUGGCAGGCUGGGGAAAGGGGCCUGAAGCGAUGUCUUUGAAUUUAACUGAUGGCAGUCUUUCUUUCUUCCCUGCUGCCCCAUCUAGAACAAGGAGAAUUGCACACUGGAGAUGGAUGACUGGCAAUAUUCCCAGUCUUACAAUGCCAUCCUGGGCCCUUUUGGGGAAUUGCUCACUGAGGAUGACCUGCUGUACUUAGAGAAGCAGAUUGAGAAACUGCAGAUGAAGAAGAAAUGCCAGGAGUAUGAGAGUGAGCUAGGACGCCUGACAGAGGAGCUGCAGACUGUUCUACCUGCUCCCGUCGUCAAUAUCACAGUCAACCGUCAGUUUCUGCAACAAGGCUCAGAGGAUGGUAGCCAGGAGCUCCCUGCCUGGUGCAGUCAUGUGUCUGGACUGGUAAAAAGCAUGUCCAUGCUGCUUACCAAUGUCAAUGGCAUGAAAAAAGCAGCUAAUGAGAAGCCAGCUCUACGGGAUUCCCAUAAGUCAAGCAAGACCAAGUGUAUUUCAGGUGGCACUGUCAAGAGAGAAAUCCUGGAGUGUGGCGUCUCUGUCAGGAAUCUGAGGGGAAAUUUUGAAAAGCAGGAUCUUUGGAGACAAGACAAAGCUUUUGAGCAGCGAGGGUUGAAUGCCAUUCCCUGGGAACAUGGGACAGCCAAGGAGUCAUCCCCUCAAAUGUUUCUAGGUACCUGUAAAAACAAGAAGCAAUUGGUUUGUGAGGAACAUGAGUUUGGAGACAUGGAGAAUGCCAGUGAUUCUGGCGUCAGCUGUGAGGGAGCCUCCUCUGUGACUGAUUCUUGCAUCUCAACAGCAGAGUCUAGCAACCUCCGAAAAGAGCGCAUUGUGCUUCUUUUUCUCAGUCACUGGAAGAAAUCUGCCUAUACGCCUUCCUUGAAACUCAUGGCCAGGAGGACUCUUGACACCCAGGUGCCUGGAAAAAUGGGACUGGUAGACGUGAUGGCAGAGCUCAAGAAACAGCAGCCUCCAGUGCAGAAGCCCUUGGUGGAAAUGAACAAGCUUGGCCAUUUAGUUCAACAGAGAUACACUAUCAAGAAUCUGAUCAGUCACUGGAAAGACAUCAUCUCCCUUGUACCAUCUCGACAGAUCAGGCGCCUCAAUCACCGGCAUGCAAUCUACUCUCCAGAACAAUUCCUGCCAUAUGUCAAUGGUGAGCCUAUUGACUACAAUAGCUUAACUCUUGACCUGUUUAUGCUCGGCUAUUUCCACAUCCUAGAGCUGGACCUCUCUCCAGAAGAACGUAAGGCUAGGCAUCUCCUUUGCUUUGAAGUUUUUGACCACUUGGGUGAGCAUCGGUGGGAAACAGUGCGGGCCUUCCACAAAGCAGUGAUUGAUGAGAUUGCUGCAGGCAAAAGAAGCUGGAAAGACAGUUUUGAGGAUAUUAAGAAACAAUUUUUUGGUAAUAACAAGGACCCAGCUGUGAACGUGGAAAUCAAAACAUCACCAGUGGAAACAAAUCUGAAACCAGUACCCAAAACAAGGGUCCCAAACAUCUCUCUGGAGGAGGGAGACUCUGCCCCUGGAAAAUGCUUUGAACUAGACACCUUUAGCAAUGAUGAGAUCUGCAGGUAUAUAAACAGGAGUUUUGCUUUCUGGAAAGAAAAAGAAGCAGAGAUCUUUAGCUUAGAGGGAUGAGGAUCUUUACAUUAACAGUCUUCAUUUGUGAAUAGGUGUCUAUAAGAUUCAGAGUGCACAGAGUGGCCUGUCAGCACUAUGACAUGGAAUAGACAGACAUCGACUGUUCAUUUUGCAAGUGGCUACAAAUGCCUGCAAGAUUAAUUUGCAAAGGGGUAAACGACAAGUGAUACAGAUGAAGGGUCAAGCCUUCACUUCUUCUCCGUUGCUUCUUCCCUUUAAAAAAAGGAACAAGAAAUGUCAGUGCUUCAUUACAUAUGGCUUCCCUUGACACAAGCACCCUGAAAAGGGCAAAAAGACUAUGCCCACUCUGAUGUCAAUGCAAGUUUAAAAAAUAAAUAAACAGAAGGAGAACUGAAAGAAAAAAGAGUGAAAAGCUUUCCUCCCACCAGAGCAUUGCUGACAGGGCUUAGGAAGUGAUGGGUUCUCUGCCAUGAAAUAUUCACCUUGGGAUUGCUUAGUUUGUAUUCAGUGUGUCUUUCUAAGAGUUCAAAAAGAGAUAAUGAGUCUUCCAGACAUUUCCAUUAUAUCUAUAUUUAUAAGUUACAAACAGUGUAUCAGCAAAAUGAUCCAACCUGGGAAGGCCCCCAAGACUGUUUCUUUCACUGUUUCUCUUUUCAUAUCUUCAGAGGACUCACCAGAGAUAUCAACUGUUGUUAUCCACUUUUGGCAUGUAUUUGAGUCUCUUUGGCAUCCACUGCAAUUAAUCAUUUACUGCUGAACCUAAAAUGCCCAGGUCUCGUGUUCUGCUACUUGCUUACUAGGCUUCAUGGACUUAAAACACCUGAAUGGAUGUCCAAGUAUAAAUAAUUUCAUUUUGUAACUGUACAUACAUUUUCUAUUUUAAAUUAGAUUGCGUGUUUAAUAAAAACAUUUCUCUCAGUAGAAA